AUGGCCACUGUCAAGAAGUUUCAGACGCUGGUUCCUCUGAAUCACAAAGGAGGUACUGAAUUUGAAAUUGUCCAAGAGGCCAAGCUGCCCAUGUGGUUCCACGUUGAGUAUCUGGAAGAUCCAAAGAGAAUGGAUGUGGAACCGUUGCUAGUGGAAAUCAUAUUUGGUAAGAACGGAGAGCACAUCCCGCAUAUUGAAAUUACAUUGCACACAGUGAUUCAUGUGAACGUGUGGGGUCCUGAAAAACGAGCUGAGAUUUGGAUCUUCGGACAGCCUUCUUUUCAAAAGGACGUUGCUCAGAUGCUCUCUAAUGUGGCUCACCAUUGCCGCAUGAAACUCAUGGAAAAGGAGGCUCUGGAGGCUGGAGUUGAGCGUCGUCUUAUGGAGGCCCGUAAGGCGGCCACCCAGCCGAUUCCUGUGACAGUCCGUUAGGCUGCCACCCAGACGGCUCCUGUGAAGGUCCGUGAGGCUGCCACUCAGACGGCUCCUGUGAAAAUCCGUGAGGCUGACACCCAGCCGACUCCUGUGACAGUCCAUGAGUCUACCACGCAGCCGACUCCUAUGCUGGUCUGUGUGGCUGCCACCCAAAUGGAACCGGUGAAGGUCAAUAAGGCUGCCACCCAACAGUCUCCUGUGAAGGUCUGUGAGGCGGCCACCCAGUUGGCUCCAGUGCAGGUCCGGGAGUCUGCCACCCAGACCGCUCCUGUGAUAGUCUGUAAGUCUGCCAUCCAGACUGCUCCUGUGAAGGUCAGCGAGGCUGCCACCCAACCGACUCCUGUGAAGGUCAGCGAAGCUGCCACCCAGUUGGCUCCGGUGCAGGUCCAUGAGGCUGCCACCGAACAGUCUCCUGAAAAGGUCUGUGAGGCGGCCACCCAGCUAUCUCCUGUGAAGGUCAGCGAGGCUGCCACCCAGCCGACUCCUGUGAUCUGUGAGGCUGCCUCGCAGCAGACUCCCGUGGAGGUUGCUGAUGCUACCCAGUUGGCUCAGUUGAAGGCUGGUGAAGCCUUCUCCCAGCACACUUCAGGAGAGGUCCACCAGGUUGUCAGUGGGCAGUCUCUCAUAGAAGUCUGUGAGGCUGCCACACAGCAGCGUUCUGUAGAUGUCUCUAAGGCCUUGUCCCAGAAGUGUACUGAGGGUUUUGAGUGCAAGACCCAGAGUUCUUUGGAUGGCAGUUAUGUCAUAAUUUAG
This is a messenger RNA of Grammomys surdaster, 1188 nucleotides long. RefSeq names its product KH domain-containing protein 3-like. Gene Ontology annotation, molecular function: RNA binding. NCBI's taxonomy places the organism in Eukaryota, Metazoa, Chordata, Mammalia, Rodentia, Muridae. The transcript has a single exon. The record is from RefSeq and is a predicted model, not a curated record. Gene Ontology annotation, cellular component: apical cortex; protein-containing complex.